This is a messenger RNA of Bactrocera latifrons, 4177 nucleotides long. It is a transcript of the gene SWIP, whose product is annotated as WASH complex subunit 7 homolog. Gene Ontology annotation, biological process: endosomal transport; endosome organization. The record is from RefSeq and is a predicted model, not a curated record. Gene Ontology annotation, cellular component: endosome; WASH complex. Bases 60 to 3497 code for a protein of 1145 amino acids. The transcript has 10 exons. Lineage: Eukaryota; Metazoa; Arthropoda; Insecta; Diptera; Tephritidae.
CAAUUGUUCUGUGAAAAUUGGAUGCAACAAUUUAUACAAAAUUGUCUCAAUAACGAAAAAUGGAUCAAGCAGCUAUAAUUUCAUCGGCUGAGGAACAGUUGAAAAAUUUCGGUUCAUUCCUUGACAUACAUGAUAAGAAAUUGCAACAAUUAUCGCAAAAAACUACAAAAGUGCCGUCAGCUCGUCCACCACCCACACUUAAGAUUUUGACCACACCUCUUGUGGAAGUAAACUAUUCUGCUAAUCAGGAGCAACUUUCAUUGCUUCGACUACUCGAAUCUGAUCGUUUGUUAAAUAAAACGCUGCUUACAUUCGCUCAUCUUUGCGCCGAGGUGGAUACCUUAACACGCAGAGCCGAACAUAUGCAAAUCAAGUUUCUAUAUAUUGAUGAAAAUUUGUGUGCACUUUUAGCCGAUGAGGAUGGCAAUGGCGGUCCAGAUGCCGCAAGACAAACCAAUGAAAUUUUACUUCAAAUGAGUGAAUCUAUGCAAUUCGUUUGUGAUAUACAAUUCUUAUUACAACGUUGCAUUGUGUUGGACAAUAAUUUGCUCCACCAAUGUGGGGCCUACUGUGCACUGGAAGAUAACAAAAAUUUGGAAUUUCGCUUUGUGGAUGUGUUCGAUUGCCUUGCAGAUUUGCUUUUGCAAAUUCUCAUUUUUAAUGAAAUUUUGGCUGGCUCCAAUUUUUGCCGUUUCUGGCCGACUUACAAGAAAACCGUAGAAGCAUUAGCGCAAAAUGGACAACACCAGGAGUUCUGCACAGCCAGCGAACUGAUUGGUUUAAGAAAUUGCUUAGAGGAAUUCGAUUUUCUUUUUUCAGGCACUAUCUUCCAAAGUUUCCUCGAUAGUACUUUUGCGUUAAAGGAUAAAAUUGGUCCGAAGGGUAUUGGGCAACUUACAAACCAAUGCAAUGAAUAUAUGAAACAGUGUUUGUUAGCUAUAAAUAAGUGCGAAGUAAAUGAGUUCAGCGAUCAUAAACUUCUUGUGCGCCUGAAUGCAUUCUGUGUAGUUUUUCAUGAUUUCUGCGGACAAGUUGAGACCAAACAUGUGAAACAUCUUCUAGAGCUCAAUCAAAAAUAUCAAGGUAUUAUACUAAUAGGUAAUGUAGCUUGGCAGCCAACACCGUUCCUGCGUCGUCAUGCCACCUCACUGGUAAAACCACAUGAACGCCUUUUGGGAGAUGGCAAACGUUUGCAGCAACAUUAUUUACAAACACGAGUGCAGACUUUACCGCGUGAUUGCCGCAACUACUGUUCGCAAGUACUGCUUUUGACGCUAAACAUACGUAAAGCAUUAAGCAUAGGACCAUUCGACCUCACCGUGCAACAGUUCAAAGAACUUUCAGCUUUACUAUUACUUGGUCUGCGUUUUGCAUCGCAAAUAAGUUGUUUAAUCAAAGGUUUAGUAAAUGCACAUGUGAUACUACAAUCACCAAUGACCAAAAUAACAUUGCAAAGCAUCUGUAAACUAAUUGAAUUGCUAAAGAAUAUACAACAGUUGUUCCAAGAGUACAUGGACGUCAUUGCAAAGGUGAUGCAAUGUGUUUUGCAAUACUUACAGUAUAAAGUAUUGCACCUGCUGAACCUGUGCAAGAAACGCAUUACCGCUGCUAAAAUGCAUGAUCGCAAUGUCGACGCUUUAGCGUCAUUGCGCAUCGCUGAGAAGUGCAUGACGGGUCCCCCAACGAAAACCCGUACUUUACUCACAAAACUGGCGGUAAAUGCAACAAAUCUCAACAAUCGCACAUUACCGCAAGAUCAGUGCGAGCGUUUUCAAUUGCUUAUGUCGCGUAUAACAAUUCUAGCUGAUUUCCAUUCGAACAUGAAUGAGCUCUGUGACACAACAUUCAUAUAUUGGCAUCAGUCAGUGCUUUCAGCAUACUUGAAGCAGGUCGUCGAGCGAAAGUUGGACUUUAAUUCAUUUCAGUAUAUUCUACAUGCUUUCAACGAUUGUGACAAGGCUUUUGAGGUAUUGGACUUGAAGGAGCUUAAAUUAUCUAAAUGUUUAGAACGCGUGACUUAUGAUAAUUUACGCAGCGAAAUUGUGAGCAAGUUGUGUGCACAAAUCGAAACAUUUUUGCGUUUGGAAGUGCAUUCCAAUUUACAGCUGGAAAAAAUGAGUCCAUUUGAGCAUGGCAUUGAUGACUACCGCGACUUGAUUAACGCCUGUCCUAUUAAAUUGAAUGGAAAUUAUGUGAUUUUGAAAGAUCACGUCGAGAAUUAUUUAAGCGCCAUGUUUUAUAAUCUUACCACCAUAUCAUUGCAAGACUGGAAGACCUACGAGGAGAUGCGUCAUCUGGCUAACACGCGUUUAAUGCUAAAACCAGUAGAGGAUUAUUUGCCUAAUCAAACUUUGGAACAGGGCAUCGAUAUUUUAGAAAUAAUGCGCAAAAUCCAUAUAUUCGUCUCGAAGUACGUUUAUAACAUGAAUACACAAAUAUUCGUUGAACAAAGGAGCGCCAAUAAGCAUUUAGAUUCGAUUGGCAUACGGCAUGUAGCCAAUUCGUUACGCACACACGGCACCGGUGUCAUAAAUACUACCGUCAAUUUUACAUAUCAAUUUUUGCGUCAAAAAUUUUACACCUUCUCACAAUUCCUUUACGAUGAACAAAUUAAAUCACGACUGAUGAAAGAGCUACGCGCAUAUGCCGAACGAAAACAGACAAAAAGUUAUCCGGUAUACGCGUACGAGCGCGCCGACGCUUUCAAUAAGGAUAUACGCAAACUGGGACUCUCCAAUGAUGGACAAACGUAUAUGGAUCUCUUCAGAAAGGUCAUAACGCAUGUGGGCAACGCUAUGGGUUAUAUACGCCUGGUGCGCUCCGGUAGCAUACAUGCGAACUAUAGCGCCAGCCUCUAUUUACCCAAAUUCGAUGAGAAUUUGCAAUUUGCCACUGCUUGCAGUGAGCAGGAACUGGACCCCGUUACCGUGAAGGCAGCGGAAAAUUUCGAAGUGAAUAUUAGUAAUUUGGUGAAGAGCUUCUCAGAUAGUACGGACUAUUUCAAAUUACUUGUUGAAGCAUUCCAACCGUUCUUUCGUAAUCCGCAUAAUCUGCAUUUGAAAAACUUCUUUCUCAUUGUGCCGGCUCUGUCACUCAAUUAUGUAGAGUAUAUGCUGCGUGUUAAAGAGAAGAUCAAUAAAAAGGAUCGUCAGGAGGCGUUGCUCUUCGAUGAUGGUUUCGCUGUCGGUUUAGCAUACAUAUUAAAGUUAUUAAAUCAAAUUGAUGAUUUCUAUGCUUUACACUGGUUCGCAACGGUGCGUGAACGCUUCAAUGCAGAGCGCCUUAAGAUACAGCAAAUGUUGCUGGACAUAAAAAAGUCGACGAAUACACGCGCUGGCGCAAAAGGCAACUCCAAAGCUGCAUUAGCAAUGCAAAAUAGCGAAACGGAAAAGCUGCAACAAACGCUGGCGUUAACCGAACGCCGCAUUAAUGCACAUCAAAUGGAGUACAAUUUGCUCUAUUGCAAUUUGUGCAGCGCCAAAAUAUUUUUCCAAUAAUUAAAGUGAUACAAGUAUUCAUAUGUUGUAAGUGAUUUAGUUUUUUAAUUUAAUGCAUACACAUAUUAUAUUUUUACACUUCAUAUAGUUGAUACCAUAAAAAAUUAUAGCAUAAUCAUACUAUACAUUUUUAUGAAUAAAAAAUAUUUGAUAUUACUAAAUAUCUGUUUUGUUGUGAACUUACAGUAUUUACUGUACAUUUAAAUACUUUCAGAACAUAUAAAAGUAGACAUACAUAUAUGUAUAGGUGUGUAUAUUUUCCAUUAACUAAGGCACAGUAGACAUUGUUUUUACUUCAAUAAAGCUGAAAUGCGAGCAAAUAGAAUGCAUGUGUGGUAAGCUAGCGUAGGAUUUAGUAAAAUUGUAUUAACUUUAAUUUUAUUUUGUACAUUUGUGAUUGUGCGGAGAAUUCCGAAAUUUUGAAAAAAUUAUUAUUUUUAAUUUUUGGUAUAUUUCCAUAAUCUAACCUGUAAAAAUGCCAUAUAAAAAUUUUAAAUUAAUAUUUGAAAUAUUUUUUGUGCUACAAGCUUCAAUCGGCUCCAUCGGCAUCUACAGCAUUUUUCGAAUUCUCUGCAUAUAUUACUUGAAGACAAAUAUUCCUAACACUGCAUGUUCUGCAGUUUCUGUAUGAAAUAAAUAUUAAAUUUUAUUAUAUUAAAUUUGUAUUUUUUUAUGAAAAA